Molecule: messenger RNA, 2165 nt
Organism: Euleptes europaea (tarantolino)
Lineage: Eukaryota; Metazoa; Chordata; Lepidosauria; Squamata; Sphaerodactylidae
Gene: CANX
Product: calnexin
Exons: 14
Coding region: 4-1848 (614 amino acids)
Biological process (GO): protein folding
Cellular component (GO): endoplasmic reticulum; endoplasmic reticulum membrane
Molecular function (GO): calcium ion binding
Source: RefSeq, a predicted model, not a curated record
GUCAUGAAGCCAAACUGGUUGCUGUGUGCAGUGUUGCUGGUAGUGGGAAGCGCCAGUAUCCAGGCACAUGAAGAUGAAUUUGACCAUGAUAAUGAUGAUGUAAUAGAUAUUGAAGAUGCCCUUGAUGAUGAUGGUGUUGAAGAGGUAGAGGAACUGAAGCAUGAACCCAGUACUCCUCCUCCACCCCCAAAGGUAACUUACAAAGCCCCAGUCCCAACAGGAGAAGUUCAUUAUACUGAGAACUUUGAUAAAGGAACUUUAGCAGGAUGGGUCCUUUCCAAAGCUAAGAAGGAGGAUACGGAUGAUGAAAUUGCCAAAUAUGAUGGCAAAUGGGAAGUACAAGAGAUGAAGGAAACUAAACUACCAGGGGACAAAGGGCUUGUGCUGCUGUCCCGAGCUAAACAUCAUGCAAUCUCUGCCAAACUUAACAAGCCCUUUGUCUUUGAUACGAAACCUCUCAUUGUUCAGUAUGAAGUCAGUUUCCAGAAUGGGAUUGAAUGUGGUGGUGCAUAUGUGAAGCUGCUUUCCAAAACCUCUGAACUGAAUCUGGAUCAGUUCCAUGACAAAACUCCCUAUACAAUCAUGUUUGGCCCGGACAAAUGUGGGGAAGAUUACAAAUUGCACUUCAUCUUCCGGCACAAGAGCCCCAAGACUGGCAAAUAUGAGGAGAAGCAUGCAAAACGUCCUGAUGCAGAUCUGAAAAACUACUUUACAGAUAAAAAGACUCAUCUUUAUACAUUGGUUUUGAACCCAGACAACAGCUUUGAAAUCCUCGUUGAUCAAAAUGUUGUAAAUAGUGGGAAUCUGCUGUCUGAUGUGACUCCUCCUGUGAAUCCUCCUCAAGAGAUAGAGGACCCAAAUGAUCAGAAGCCGGAGGAUUGGGAUGAGAGAGCCAAGAUUCCAGAUCCAGAUGCAGUUAAACCAGAUGAUUGGGAUGAAGAUGCUCCUGCUAAGAUUCCAGAUGAGGAUGCUGUGAAGCCAGAAGGCUGGUUAGAUGACGAGCCAGAAUAUGUUGCUGACCCUGAUGCAGAGAAACCAGAGGAUUGGGAUGAAGAUAUGGAUGGGGAGUGGGAGGCACCUCAGAUUGCAAAUCCCAAAUGUGAGUCGGCUCCUGGCUGUGGUGUCUGGCAGCGGCCCACGAUUGACAAUCCUAACUAUAAAGGCAAAUGGAAGCCUCCCAUGAUCGAUAACCCUAACUACCAGGGUAUCUGGAAGCCAAGGAAGAUUCCAAACCCAGAUUUCUUUGAAGAUUUGGAGCCUUUCAAAAUGACUCCCUUUAGUGCUCUGGGGCUUGAAUUAUGGUCUAUGACUUCCGACAUAUUCUUUGAUAACUUCAUCAUCUGCACAGAUCGGGCAGUGGCCGAUGACUGGGGUAAUGAUGGAUGGGGUCUGAAGAAGGCAGCUGAUGGUGCAGCUGAGCCUGGCGUUGUGGGUCAAAUGAUGGCAGCUGCUGAAGAGCGUCCUUGGCUUUGGGUAGUUUACAUCCUGACUGUGGCUCUGCCUGUGUUUCUUGUCGUCCUCUUCUGCUGCUCUGGAAAGAAACAACCAAGUGCUGCAGAGUACAAAAAGACUGAUGCCCCUCAACCAGAUGUCAAUGAAGAAGAGAAGGUAGAAGAAAGAGACAAGGGAGAAGCAGAGGAAGAAGAGGAAGAAAUGAAUGAAGAAAAGCCAGAAGUGAAGCAGAAGAGUGAUGGUGAUGCAGGAACUGCAAGUCAGGAGGAGGAGGAGGAGGAAGAAGAAGAGGAGGAGGAGGAAGAGGAAGAAGAAGAAGAGGCAAGGAAACCCACUGUAGAGGAAGAAGAAACUGCAAAUAGAUCCCCCAGAAACAGAAAACCAAGAAGAGAUUGAAAUACCCUAAGAACUUGAUCUGGUUAAUUUUCCCCAACAUGGUUUUGGGAGAGGACCUUGGAUACCUUAUGCUGAAACUCAGAAAAAACCUCAAGACUUCACCAUCCACAGGUUCCUGUCAAAUGCUCUUCAAUGUACAUGAGUGUUUAGCAGUAAAAUAUUCGCAGUUGUGUUUUUAAAUAGAGUAUUCCUGUAGAAAGAGUGCAUUUAACACAACCAGCUAUGGAUUUCUGGAAUGUUACAUGAACUAAUGUUUUUCUUUUGUGUUUAAAUAAUUGUUUUGUUUUAAAUAGAAUGAUAGAUUUGCCUGUCUCAAA